AAAACCCUUCAUAAAUCCUCAUCACAGACCUCGCCACCAGAAAUCGGCGUCUCAACCGCCGGCGACAGCUUCGAAUUGUGUUUUUUUUCUACUUCUUCCUCAUAUCGUUUAAUUUAUUUUUCAAGUAAAAGCGGCGAUGGGAAAAAACAAGAGUAAGAAAGGCGGAGGCGAAAAUCAGCAAUCUCCUUCCACCAUUUUCGUUGCGAAUUUGCCGUUUUCAUUAACUAACGCUCAGUUGGAAGAAGCGUUCAGUGAUGUCGGACCAAUACGACGGUGCUUUAUGGUUAUGAAGAAGGGGUCAAAUGAACACCGAGGAUUUGGCUAUGUUCAAUUUGCUGUUGUUGAAGAUGCUAAUCGUGCUGUUGAGCUGAAAAAUGGUUCAACUCUCGGUGGUCGAAAGAUCGUGGCUAAACUAGCUACACAUCGUGCUCCACUUGAGCAACGCCGAGCUAAAGAGAAUCAAGGUCUUGUGAGCCAAUCUGAGGAAGCUGGCCAAACAAAGAAUGAAAAAAAUGUUGAAACUGCUGUUGCAGACGAAGCCGUUGAAACCGCAGUUGCAGGCAAAGCCGUUGAAACCGCAGUUGCAGGCAAAGCCGUUGAAACUGCAGUUGCAGACAAAGCUGUUACAACUGUAGUGGCAGACAAAGCUGUUACAACUGUAGUUGCAUACAAACCUGAAAAGACUCCAAGUAUUAAAGUAAAAGGUGCUGUGGGGGAGAGAAGAAAAAGGAAGGAUGUUUCAACUGCUGCCCCUGGCGAAGCAAAAGUAUCAGAAAAGCAAAGGGUUGCUAAGACUGUCAUAUUUGGUAAUCUCCUUCAUAACGAUAUGGCCGAGGAAGUUCAUCGUAUAGCAAGAGAGGUUGGGACUGUAUGCUCUGUAACUUACCCACUUCCAGAGGGAGAACUUCAACACCAUGGGUUAGCUCAAGAUGGAUGCAAAAUGAAUGCUUCCUCUGUACUUUAUACAAGUGUAAAAUCAGCUCGUGCGUGUGUUGCAGCACUACACCUGAAAGAGAUACAAGGGAGAUCUGUUUGGGCACGCCAACUUGGUGGGGAGGGCUCUAAAACUCAGAAGUGGAAGCUUAUUGUGAGAAAUCUUCCAUUCAAGGCUAAAGUGGCUGAGAUAAGAGAGAUGUUUGGUACUAUAGGAUUUGUAUGGGAUGUAGUUAUUCCACAAAAUCCAGGGACUGGGUCAUCCAAAGGAUUUGCAUUUGUUAAAUUUACAUCAAAGCAAGAUGCAGAAAAAGCCAUUCAAAACUUAAAUGGGAAAAAAAUUGGUAAAAGACCAGUUGCUGUUGAUUGGGCUGUUUCAAAAAAGAUCUAUGCAUCUGGCAAUAAUACUUCUGCCACCACAGGAGAUGAGGAGGAAGAUGAUGGAAGCAGUAGUGAAUCAGACGACAAUGAAGUAGAACCAUUUAGAAAAACUGAACUGGAUGGUGAUAAUUCUGCUGAUGAGUCUGAUUCCUUUGACAAUGUGAAUAAAAGUGAAAUUAAUUUUGAAGAAGAGGCAGAGAUAACAAAAAGUGUACUUCAGAACAUUAUUUCGUCAGCUUCUGGAAAUGUUGCUGGUGGUGAUGAUUCAGAGCUGUCUAAAGGAAACAUUGAUAAACCCAUGCCAGUUGAAAGUAAGUCAUCUGAUGUAUCGGGCACCCAGGUUGCCACCACCACUAGUGUUAGUGAAGAAAAACCUAAAAUAACAAACCCUCAAGGGGAAGAAGAGUUGCAGCGAACAAUUUUCAUUAGCAAUCUUCCCUUUGAUAUCACCGUUGAGGAAGUGAAACAACGUUUUUCUGCAUUUGGUGGAGUGGAGACUUUUAUGUUGGUUCUUCAUCCAGUAACAAAACGCCCAAGAGGAACUGGAUUUCUCAAGUUUACAACAACAGAUGCAGUUGGUGCUGCUUUAUCAGCAGCCAACACAGUAGCUGGUCUGGGGAUCUUAAUCAAAGGCCGUCCAGUGAAAGUGCUGAAGGCUCUAGACAAAAAAACAGCUAAUGAUAAGGCACUGGACAAGGCAAAGAAGGAGGAUGGUGACCACCGCAAUGUAUACCUUGCUAAGGAGGGUUAUAUAAUGGAAGGAAUGCCUGCUGCAGAAGGAGUUUCAGCAAGUGAUAUAACAAAAAGGAAGAAGUUGCACGAAGAUAAGAUGUCUAAGCUUCAAUCUCCAAACUUCCGUGUAUCAGACACAAGGCUUAUUGUAUACAAUGUGCCAAAGACUAAGAAUGAAAGAGAUCUGAAAAAGCUUUUUUUGAAUGCAGUAAUUUCUCGUGCAACAAAGCAAAAGCCUGUAAUUCGACAGAUAAAGAUCUUGAAGGAUUCAAAAGUCCGAAAAGAAGGUGAAAAAAGUCGCCCACGUGGAGUGGCUUUCUUAGAGUUCACAGAGCAUCAACAUGCACUCGUGGCCCUGAGAGUUCUCAAUAAUAACCCUGAAAUCUUCGGACCUGAACAUCGCCCCAUUGUGGAGUUUGCACUAGAUAAUGUGCAGAAGCUGAAACUUCGGGCAGAAAAGAUGCAAGCACAGCAACUGCAGGGUCCACACGAUGCUAGAGGGAAUUUUGGGCAAAAUAAUAAUUUAGGCAGAGGGGGUUCCAUUGGAAACUCGAUCCCAAGAAUACGCAAGUUUAGAGACGGAGAUACCUCAGUGAGGACUUACGAUAACAAAAGAGGGGAACUGGCGAACAAAAGCACCGAAGGAAUGGUCGCUGAGGAAGGCGGCAAGAAAUGGCAGAAAGGUCCUAGAAAAGUUUCAAAGAGCAGAGUUCCUCCGCCUGAGAACAAGUCCAACUCCAACAUGAACGUUUCUGGUCAGAGGAAAGGUAGAGAGGCUGGUGGUCAGGAGCCUAUACAAAGCAAUACAGUGACUAAGAAAGAAGGAAGAGAUGUCGGGAUGCCAAGAAAAAGAAUGCCUCGUGAGCAAUUCGAACAAUCAACGGAAGGUGAUGGUGGUGAGCGGAACAGGAAACGCAGGAAAAGAAGUGACCCAGUGGGCCGCGAUGUAACGGAUAAACUGGACAAGCUGAUUGAACAGUACAGGUCCAAAUUCACUGGAAGCAGUUCUUCCCAGUCUGAUGGCAAAAAGCAAGGCACUAAGAGCCUUAAAAGAUGGUUUCAGUCAUAACUUCGGUGUUUACCUAUUUUUAGCUGUAUGCUUGUUUCCUUGAAAUUUUGAUCCGAAUACACACUUUGUUGUAACAUGAAAAGAAAAGAAACAAAACUCCACUGAAUGUAUUUGUUGCAUUAGACAAUUUUAAAUGCAUAGUGAUUAGUGGAUUCUGAAGCAGCACAGUAUUUGAUUA
Salvia splendens (bonfire salvia) is the source of this 3293-nucleotide messenger RNA. RefSeq names its product RNA-binding protein 28. The coding region runs from base 137 to 3115 and encodes 992 amino acids. Gene Ontology annotation, molecular function: mRNA binding. The record is from RefSeq and is a predicted model, not a curated record. NCBI's taxonomy places the organism in Eukaryota, Viridiplantae, Streptophyta, Magnoliopsida, Lamiales, Lamiaceae. The transcript has 18 exons.